AUGGGGGGGACGUGGAAAUGGAGCGACGGGACGGACCUCCUGGAGACCUUAUGGACUCCCCCGGCACCCGGCUCCCUGGAGGCGGAACGGGAGCACUGCCUGGCCUUCAUGCGGAAGAGCACGUGGGACAAGGGAUGGUUCCCUCGUACCUGCUACAUCUCCCUUCCAUUCGUCUGCCAGCUCCCCACGGGUCUCAAUGAUUCUGACAUCAAAGAUCCCGAGUUUCCAAAAGAGGAGAAGUGCGAUGGGGAGCUCGACGAGUGGUAUAAGUACGGGGAUAGCUGCUAUUACUAUGCGUCCAAGUUUGGGGACUCGGGGGAGAUUCCAGAGAACGAAGUGAGUUGGUUCCACGCUGUGGACGCCUGUCGGGGCAAGGGUGGGGACUUGGUCUCCUUCCACGGUGUGGACGAGGUCGGCUUCGUCGUCUCCGUGCUGACACGCUACUACCGCGACGAUCGGAUGUGGGCGGGUCUCACGGGUCACGGACUGGCGGAGGACGAGUACAGGUGGAGCGAUAUGACGCUGGUGGAUUUCUUUUAUUGGAGCAGUGGAGAACCGAACGACCACGAGGACCAGGAAUCCUGCAUCUCUUUCUUUCCUGACAAUGGUUAUUGGAAUGAUGAUCACUGUGCUCUUCCCCGGGGGUACGUGUGCGAGAAGUGCCUGGGAAACUGUCAUCCGACGGAGCCGCCCCCUCCCCCUCUGCCUGACCACUGCCGUCCAGGCUGGACCUUCUAUGAGGGACGUUGCUACAAAUUGUGGACAGAGAAGAAGACAUGGGGGGAUGCAAGAAGCACUUGCAGGAAUGAGAGCCCCUACACUGACCUUGUCUCCAUCCAUUCCAUUGAAGAAGAUACGUUGGUGGCAUCAAUGAGCAACACAAGUGAAGUGAUUUGGCUGGGACUUCACAAAUCGCUGAGUGCUGCAGACAAUGAAUGGAUAUGGUGUGAUGAAACCAUUGUCAACUUCACUGCCUGGGACUCUAAUAAAACCAGGACUACUCGUAACUCAGUA
Molecule: messenger RNA, 1014 nt
Organism: Darwinula stevensoni
Lineage: Eukaryota; Metazoa; Arthropoda; Ostracoda; Podocopida; Darwinulidae
Source: the annotation of a GenBank genome assembly